AGUAUGCAAUUUCACGUAUAACAAGAUGACGCGUGCGCUUUGCUUGCGUUGGGUAAUUUCAGUGAUUUGUGAUAUCCAGUGUAUUCAGAUUCAGUGGAAGGUCGCCAGAAAGUUGUCUUUGCAGACAAAAAUUGUCAUAUAAAUCGUAAAAAGUGACUACAGAUUUUCACACUUGGAUUUGUAGUGUGUUCCCGUACACGUAGGAAGUAUAGACUCAAUUCUUUGAGCAUUCCUUGAAAUUGUCGCUCUCAUCAAUUUAGAAAAAUUUGUUAUGCUUUAAUGGGUUUCGUGACAGCGUCGAAACCAUUGUCAAUUUUAUUGAUGCAAACUCUUCCAUCGAUCAGUCAUCACAUUUGGACGGAGAAUUUGGUUAAAGGGCUGCUUCGUGAAGGCCAUCAUGUACAUGUAGUGAGCACAAUUGAAAUUAAAAUUGAGGGUAAACUCGUGCAAAACUUAACGAAUGCCAUUUUCGAAAAUGCGAUGACUUUUGAGGACGCAAAUUACGGUCCCGAUCAGUGGGAAAAGCUCAUGGAAUUUUAUAUGGCGCAUGUUACAUAUCAAUUUGCUAUCUCAUACUGUGAUAUAUUAAUAAAAACUAAUGCAGCAAAACAACUAUUAGAAAUGAUCAAAACUAUCAAAUUUGACGUCAUAGUAGCGGACAUUUCUCUACAUCAAUGUUUCUAUGGAUUGUGGGAGGUUGCUAAGGAUCAACCACCCGUAGUGGCCGUUUUGCCGUUAGGCAAUAUACCAUUGAUCAAGAAUUUUAUUGGUGUUUCAAGUUAUUCGACUGUUCGACCUUAUACGAGUGCAACCUUUGCAAAACCCGUAGGAUUGUGGCUGAGAACGUGGAAUACUUUAUAUUACAUUGUGGACGAUCUCAUACGCUAUUAUUAUUUCUUGCCUACCGUUCAACGGCUCGCCGAGGAAUAUGUUGGCCACACAAUCAGGCCAUUAUAUGAAAUAGAAAAAGACAAAGUUAAUAUCAUAUUAGUACUAUUAGUCAAUAGUCAUCCUGCAUUUGAGUCUGCGAUUCCAUUACCGCCGAACGUCUUGGAGGUUGGAGGAUUGCAUGCUCAAAUCGUGCAACCGAUUGCCGGUGAUGUAAUCGUAACGUAUUCCGAGGUAAGAGAAAUUGUUUUUUUUUUAUUUGACAAGUAGUCAAAAUGAUAAUAAUAAUUAUUGGUAAAAAAACUGAAUGUAUUAAAAAAAUUAAAAUUUAACAAAAUUGUUAAUAAAAUUAAUAAAAUAUCAUUCAAAGAAUUCACUAUAACAAGAGAAAACAUAUAUAUAUAUAUUCAUGUAUGUCUUUU
Wasmannia auropunctata (little fire ant) is the source of this 1310-nucleotide messenger RNA. RefSeq lists its product as uncharacterized. The coding region runs from base 280 to 1158 and encodes 292 amino acids. Lineage: Eukaryota; Metazoa; Arthropoda; Insecta; Hymenoptera; Formicidae. The record is from RefSeq and is a predicted model, not a curated record. The transcript is spliced from 4 exons.